AUGUUCGUGCGUACAAGGGAACAUGAAAAGGCAAUCAGGGAGGUAAAUUAUAUCCAUUCUUCAAAUCAGGGUGGUCCGGUUCAUUCGGUACUUUGUUCGUAUGGUGAAUUUAGUCGUUCCCAUGUAAGCUGGCAUUCUUAUACCGAACAAAGUAUGGCCACAAUAGUUACAGGAAAUUCUAUGUACUCCAGGCACAGGAAAACCUCUGCAGUGCAAACAAUAAACGAAAUGAAUGGGACAGCCAAAAAGGGGUUCUGCUACACCCAGCAGUGCACAAUGAUUGCUUUAUAUAAAUAAUAAUAAUAAUACCAGCAGUGCACAAUGAUUGCUUUAUAUAAAUAAUAAUAAUAAUAAUAAUAAUAAUGAUGAUGAUAAUACUAGCAGCAGUGCUCACACACAGUGUUAUCUCACACUAGACAUGUCUCAGUGUUUCACAGCACACACUCAGUCCUGUUUACAUUGCUGCUAAUAAUACUAUUAUUUAAGUAACACUGGGCUCUGGGAAUGUGGGGCUCUGGGAAGGAAGUGAUAUAUUGAGGAUUAUCCUCUGUACAGACACCCUCUGUCUAUCCUGACUGUGGGAAUAACACAGCUUGCCCAAAUCAAUCAUGGCCGCCGGCCUGUAUAGCCCGUACUCCCUCUCUAUGGUCUCACACCUGGACUGAGACUGUAUAGCCCAUUCUCCGUCUCUAUGGUAAGGGAUCCUUGCCUGGAUAUCUGCGCAUGCGCAGUCCCCGGGCUGUCUCCCAGAUGUAGAGGCCGAUAGAACACCUGCUGGUCACACGGAGAGAGAUACCCCCCCCCAACCCCCCCCCGUCCCCAGAGCGCUGGGAGGACCCCCAGGUAGAGUGUCAGUGUGCUUCAGUGCUGGAGAGUGUGCCCCCUGGCUGUCAGUGUGCUCGGUGCUGGAGAGUGUGCAUCCUGGCUGUCAGUGUACUCGGUGCUGGGGAGUGUGCACUCAGGCUGUCAGUGUGCUCAGUGCUGGAGAGUGUGCCCCCUGGCUGUCAGUGUACUCGGUGCUGGAGAGUGUGCAUCCUGGCUGUCAGUGUACUCGGUGCUGGGGAGUGUGCACUCAGGCUGUCAGUGUGCUCAGUGCUGGAGAGUGUGCCCCCUGGCUGUCAGUGUGCUCGGUGCUGGAGAGUGUGCCCCCUGGCUGUCAGUGUGCUCGGUGCUGGAGAGUGUGCAUCCUGGCUGUCACUGUACUCGGUGCUGGAGAGUGUGCAUCCUGGCUGUCAGUGUGCUCGGUGCUGGAGAGUGUGCAUCCUGGCUGUCACUGUACUCGGUGCUGGAGAGUGUGCAUCCUGGCUGUCACUGUACUCGGUGCUGGAGAGUGUGCAUCCUGGCUGUCAGUGUACUCGGUGCUGGAGAGUGUGCAUCCUGGCUGUCAGUGUACUCGGUGCUGGAGAGUGUGCAUCCUGGCUGUCAGUGUACUCGGUGCUGGAGAGUGUGCAUCCUGGCUGUCAGUGUACUCGGUGCUGGAGAGUGUGCCCCUGGCUGUCAGUGUACUCGGUGCUGGAGAGUGUGCAUCCUGGCUGUCAGUGUACUCGGUGCUGGAGAGUGUGCAUCCUGGCUGUCAGUGUACUCGGUGCUGGAGAGUGUGCAUCCUGGCUGUCAGUGUACUCGGUGCUGGAGAGUGUGCAUCCUGGCUGUCAGUGUACUCGGUGCUGGAGAGUGUGCAUCCUGGCUGUCAGUGUACUCGGUGCUGGAGAGUGUGCAUCCUGGCUGUCAGUGUACUCGGUGCUGGAGAGUGUGCAUCCUGGCUGUCAGUGUACUCGGUGCUGGAGAGUGUGCAUCCUGGCUGUCAGUGUACUCGGUGCUGGAGAGUGUGCCUCCUGGCUGUCAGUGUACUCGGUGCUGGAGAGUGUGCAUCCUGGCUGUCAGUGUACUCGGUGCUGGAGAGUGUGCAUCCUGGCUGUCAGUGUACUCGGUGCUGGAGAGUGUGCAUCCUGGCUGUCAGUGUACUCGGUGCUGGAGAGUGUGCAUCCUGGCUGUCAGUGUACUCGGUGCUGGAGAGUGUGCAUCCUGGCUGUCAGUGUACUCGGUGCUGGAGAGUGUGCAUCCUGGCUGUCAGUGUACUCGGUGCUGGAGAGUGUGCCCCCUGGCUGUCAGUGUACUCGGUGCUGGAGAGUGUGCAUCCUGGCUGUCAGUGUACUCGGUGCUGGAGAGUGUGCCCCCUGGCUGUCAGUGUGCUCGGUGCUGGAGAGUGUGCAUCUUGGCUGUCAGUGUACUCGGUGCUGGAGAGUGUGCAUCCUGGCUGUCAGUGUACUCGGUGCUGGAGAGUGUGCAUCCUGGCUGUCAGUGUACUCGGUGCUGGAGAGUGUGCCCCCUGGCUGUCAGUGUACUCUGUGCUGGAGAGUGUGCAUCCUGGCUGUCAGUGUACUCGGUGCUGGAGAGUGUGCAUCCUGGCUGUCAGUGUGCUCGGUGCUGGAGAGUGUGCAUCCUGGCUGUCAGUGUACUCGGUGCUGGAGAGUGUGCCCCCUGGCUGUCAGUGUGCUAGAGUGUGCAUCCUGGCUGUCAGUGUACUCGGUGCUGGAGAGUGUGCCCCCUGGCUGUCAGUCUACUCUGUGCUGGAGAGUGUGCAUCCUGGCUGUCACUGUACUCGGUGCUGGAGAGUGUGCAUCCUGGCUGUCAGUGUACUCGGUGCUGGAGAGUGUGCAUCCUGGCUGUACUCGGUGCUGGAGAGUGUGCCCCCUGGCUGUCAGUGUACUCGGUGCUGGAGAGUGUGCAUCCUGGCUGUCAGUGUACUCGGUGCUGGAGAGUGUGCAUCCUGGCUGUCAGUGUACUCGGUGCUGGAGAGUGUGCAUCCUGGCUGUCAGUGUACUCGGUGCUGGAGAGUGUGCAUCCUGGCUGUCAGUGUACUCGGUGCUGGAGAGUGUGCAUCCUGGCUGUCAGUGUACUCGGUGCUGGAGAGUGUGCAUCCUGGCUGUCAGUGUACUCGGUGCUGGAGAGUGUGCAUCCUGGCUGUCAGUGUACUCGGUGCUGGAGAGUGUGCAUCCUGGCUGUCAGUGUACUCGGUGCUGGAGAGUGUGCAUCCUGGCUGUCAGUGUACUCGGUGCUGGAGAGUGUGCAUCCUGGCUGUCAGUGUACUCGGUGCUGGAGAGUGUGCAUCCUGGCUGUCAGUGUACUCGGUGCUGGAGAGUGUGCAUCCUGGCUGUCAGUGUACUCGGUGCUGGAGAGUGUGCAUCCUGGCUGUCAGUGUACUCGGUGCUGGAGAGUGUGCAUCCUGGCUGUCACUGUACUCGGUGCUGGAGAGUGUGCAUCCUGGCUGUCAGUGUACUCGGUGCUGGAGAGUGUGCAUCCUGGCUGUCAGUGUACUCGGUGCUGGAGAGUGUGCAUUCUGGCUGUCAGUGUACUCGGUGCUGGAGAGUGUGCAUUCUGGCUGUCAGUGUACUCGGUGCUGGAGAGUGUGCACCCUGGCUGUCGGUGUACUCCGUGCUGAGUGA
This is a messenger RNA of Pelobates cultripes (western spadefoot toad), 3443 nucleotides long. Lineage: Eukaryota; Metazoa; Chordata; Amphibia; Anura; Pelobatidae. The record is from the annotation of a GenBank genome assembly.